Nerophis lumbriciformis (worm pipefish) is the source of this 2319-nucleotide messenger RNA. The record is from RefSeq and is a predicted model, not a curated record. Lineage: Eukaryota; Metazoa; Chordata; Actinopteri; Syngnathiformes; Syngnathidae.
AUGGCUGACCCCCAAUUGCAAAAGGAUCCUGCUACCGCCAACAAAAGAGACUCCAAGAAGGAAUCAUCGGGAACUGAAGGAGGGAAAGCGUCAAAAAAGGGGAAAAAUUCUGGAUCCUCACAGGAUUCCUCACAGCCCUCUCCAUUGGCUCUGUUGGCGGCCACCUGCAGUAAAAUCGGAGGGCAGGCGGGAGGGGAGGGCGCCCAGGUGCAGGCGGGGCCCCAGCAGAUCCAACUCCAGGCUGGUCAGAUUCAGCUCCAAGCGGGUCAACUCCAGGGCCAGAUUGUAGUGGACGCAUCUGGUGGCCAGGCCCUCGUCCCCCAGCAGCUGGAACUGGUCCCGGCUCAGUUCACGGGGAACGGCUGGCAGAUCGUUACAGCGCCACCUGCCAUGGCUAAGGAGAACACCAACCAGCCUGUAGCUGUGACGGUGGCCACGACCGUUCCUAAUGACAGCUCACCUGGACGCAAGGUGAAAGCCGUAGCCGGGACCAACAGUGUGGCGGCCAAUCAGCAACAGCAGUUCCAGAUAAUCCAGGUUCAAAACCUGCCCAAUGCUGGCGGCGGGGUCCAGUACCAGGUCAUCCCUCACCUGCAGACAGCAGAUGGCCAGCAGAUCCACAUCAACCCAACUCAGCAGGCCUCCAUCGGGGCUCUGCCCGAGCAGCUUCAACUCAUACAGAGUCCGAGCCCAGGUCAGGCUCCGGCUAUUCUACAGACAGCCAACCAGCAGGCCAUCCUAUCAAGUACAGCCAAUCAGACAGUCCCGCUGCAAAUCCGUCCCGCUCAGUCAUUCCCCCUGCAACUGCAGACCCUUCAGGGCUCUCAGACGCCCGUCAUGACCACAGUACCCAUCAACCUUGGCGGCAUGACCCUGGCUUUGCCUGUGAUCAAUAACGUCGGAGGAGGCGGGGCCGUGCAGCUCAUCCAAUCGGCAGAUGGUACUUUUUCUGUUGCUAGCGGCAACCAGUUGAUGACCGCAGCGGCAGUCUCGGGGGCAGCGCCAACACCGGCGGUGGCUGAGGGUGACGCCGCACCAGAGGGAACGCAAGUAGUCUCCUCUGCCAUUGAGGCCACAACAAGUGAAAACCAAGCACAAAGCACCGAGACAGACUCUCAAAGUCAGAAUCAGGCCAACGGGGUCCAAAGCCAGACAGACGCACCAGGAACCAUUCAACAAGUGAUCGUCGGGCAAGUGGGACAUCAGCUUGUGCAGCAAAUCCAGCUGCAACCCCAAGCUACCGGUCAGAACCAAGGCCAGCAGCAACAGAACAUUCAGACUCUCCAGCUGGCUCCCGGUCAAACCCUGCAGCCCAUUCAGGCCUUCCAGAAUCCAGCCCAGGUCCUUAUUCGCACACCCACCCUAUCCCCGUCUGGGCAGAUUGCAUGGCAGACGCUGCAGCUCCCCGGCGGAGUCUCCCUCCAGGGAAGCCUGGGAGCGGCGAUGCCACAACAGCUCACGCUGGCCCCGGUGGCUGGUGGCACAACAGUGGGGAGCGGUGGAUUGGUCUCCCUAGGGGGAACCCCCCUGACACUGAGCGCAGCUCAGAUCAACCCGGGUUCUGGCGUACAGACAGUUAGCAUCGCUGGGCUCGGCAACGCCGGGGUCCAGGUGCAGGGUGUUCCCCUCACCAUUACUGGUCUACAGGGUCAACCGCAAGGACAGGACGGGGUCAAAGUUCAGUCCUCUCCCGUGACGGUCACAGUGGGUAACGUGGCAUCCAGUUCAUCGAUGAGCCCGGAUCAGUUAGGGACCGUGCAGAGCUCCUCAGACCAGGAGGGACCCCCGAGCAAGAGGCUUCGUCGAGUCGCCUGUUCUUGCCCAAACUGUAGAGAUGGAGAGGCAAGAAACAGUGGAGACCCCACAAAGAAGAAGCAACACAUCUGCCACAUGGAAGGCUGCGGUAAAGUGUACGGCAAGACCUCCCACUUGAGGGCCCACCUGCGCUGGCACACGGGCGAAAGGCCUUUUGUCUGCAACUGGAUCUUCUGCGGUAAAAGGUUCACCAGGAGCGAUGAGCUGCAGAGACACCGGAGAACGCACACAGGAGAGAAACGCUUUGAGUGUCCUGAUUGCUCCAAGCGCUUCAUGAGAAGCGACCACCUUUCCAAGCACAUCAAGACCCACCAAAACAAAAAGAGUGGCGCUACCAUGGCCAUCAUCACCACCGACAACCUUGAUGAUGAUGUCCCUGAGUGUCUCCCAGCUUCUCCUCAAAUAGUCACUGUGGCGACCCUCUCCCGUGACUCUGAGCCCGCUACACCUACCACCUCCAAUCACUUGGAGGAGGAGGAGGAGGAAGCGGAGGAAUUUGAGUAG